UUUUUCUCGAAAUUCUAGAUAGAGUCCACCACAUCCAAAAUUUAACUGAAGCUGAAGAGAAGAUGUCUGCAAGCUCAACACCGAUCAUGGUUAAGAAACAGUCUACUGAGAUGAAGCUCGUACAUACGAAGGACAACAGACUUACCCCAAGCAAAUCUCCAUCUGAUAACCGUGUCACUAAGAUCAUUAAGACCAGCCCCUCUGUUCCAAAGUCAGUUAUUAGGGAACCACCUCCAAAACAAGAGUCAGACAUUACCUGUGCUAAACCCAUCGUGAUACCAACCAUUCCAAACCUGCUGUCAAUAAUUAAAGGACAGUCAACGUUGUCUCAGUUCUUCUCUGGCACACUUCCGCCUCUCUCCUCUGCUCAACCCAGCAAGCCCAGGCCCAUAAUCCCUCAGCCUAAAAAGUCCACGGUCCAUCCACACACAUACUCCACAACUUCUCAAUCCAGCAAGAUCCCUCCUACACACUCCACUGCUGCCCACUCCACAAGCACACACUCCACUGCCCCUCAGCGUACCAAGCCCAUCAUGAUGCACAACAACUUUUCAGUCUCCCAGAAGAUUACACAGUCGACAUUUAACUCGAAUCCAAAUCCAUUUCAAAAGCACCAAAAGGAAAUACCCUUAACAAAAAAGCCACUGACCCCCAAAAAUAGAAAAGGGCACUCUAAAGCAAGCAGCUCUCUAGCACUGCCAACUGGAAGCAGCUCGAAGGACGAAGACACCCUCCAACCUCCGAAGGCAAAGAAGGCCAAGAUAACGAAUGCCCCUGGUCUACCCAUGUCCAGAGUCAGGACCAUCAUGAAAACACACGUCCAAUCUAACCAGAACUCAGUGAAUAUUGGUCAGGAGUCAGUGGCUGUCAUUGCAAGAGCAGCUGAACUGUUUAUUGCUGAGCUAGGGAGACGAUCUCAGAAACAAACCAAAGAAGAGAAGACAGUAACCUACACCCACUUAGCCCAAGCUGUGCAGCAGAGCCAGGACAUGCACUUCUUACAUGCAGUGGUGCCCAAGAAAGUUCUAGCCAAAGACUAUCUCACCCCGUCUUGUAAUGGCGGUCAUUCUACAGACUAGACUGUUAAUUAUUGUACACACAUUCUUUGUAUUUAUCAGUUAGUUGUGUUCGUUUAUAUAUUUAAACAAAUUGUUGGUGGUUUUUUGAGCAAAUAUAAUCAGCUUUUGGUUA
This is a messenger RNA of Halichondria panicea, 1191 nucleotides long. Its product is annotated as mucin-2-like. Gene Ontology annotation, biological process: DNA-templated DNA replication; chromatin remodeling. The record is from RefSeq and is a predicted model, not a curated record. The transcript has 3 exons. NCBI's taxonomy places the organism in Eukaryota, Metazoa, Porifera, Demospongiae, Suberitida, Halichondriidae. Bases 63 to 1079 code for a protein of 338 amino acids. Gene Ontology annotation, molecular function: protein heterodimerization activity. Gene Ontology annotation, cellular component: nucleus; CHRAC.